Suillus clintonianus is the source of this 707-nucleotide messenger RNA. RefSeq lists its product as uncharacterized. NCBI's taxonomy places the organism in Eukaryota, Fungi, Basidiomycota, Agaricomycetes, Boletales, Suillaceae. Bases 35 to 352 code for a protein of 105 amino acids. The record is from RefSeq and is a predicted model, not a curated record. Gene Ontology annotation, molecular function: structural constituent of ribosome. Gene Ontology annotation, cellular component: mitochondrion; mitochondrial small ribosomal subunit. The transcript has 3 exons. Gene Ontology annotation, biological process: mitochondrial translation.
GCUCAAACUCUUCCGUGACCGUCUGCAAGUCAACAUGGAAAGGGCAGUACGCGCUAUUCAGGGCCUAUUACCGAGUACACUCCCCCCAUCUCUACGAACAACACCCGCAAAUCUUUACCAGGUGCUUUCUCGAGCUCCCGGAGGUGGCGCGGGCCAGCGUGUGCACCAGAUCCGAUGGACAGAAAAAGGCAUACGAAACUGCUACUGGCAGGUAACGCGAACACGACUCAAGCUUGAGGGGAACCACGGAAAGGCAUGGGGGAAGCUGUACUGGAGAGGCAAACAAAUUAGUGAACAGGAGGAGAGGAUAGAUGGUUCGUUAAAAUACAAGUGGUCAACAGGUCCAUCUUAGCCAAUGGAAAUAUUACCGUGCAGGCAAGCCGGCACACUGACGUUUGGGACGGUUCAAGUUAGUUACCCGCGUAAUGAACAUCGCCUCAUUAAAACGUCCUCUACCCAUCAUUAUUUUCGACAACCAUAGAUUAUCAUCAAGUGAAUUUGGCAUUGUUACCCGUUAAUGACUUUUCCAUUUUCGAAGAUUGUCACUAUUCAUUCAGUGUUUGGACUAUGUAUAUGUAUAUGAUGUAAGUGCCAAGUGUGACUAUGGCUAGAUCUAAUGCAGGCUUGGACAAUAUCAUCGCGAGCCAUGACACGGUCGCGACACGAGCAUCUGGACUGAAUACCAAGGUGGUCGCCAGAUGCUGCCC